AUGGCGCAGCGAGUAGCCAAGGAACGACACAGGCCCCACCACCCACGGACCGACGCCUCCCUGCCGUCACCCAACGCCACCACGGCCAAGACUCCGCUGCCUCUUCACGCCCUUCCCCGGGACCUACAAUCACCAUGUCCUUUGUCUGUGGGCGAAGACAGCGAACAACAGCAGGGAGCCAAUGAGUCAUCACACGACCUUGACAGUCCCCGCGGGGCGCAGGCCGGCUUCCCCGUCGGGCCACCGACAUACACCACCCCACAUGGCCUGCCUCAACCCCACCCGCCUCCUCGUGUGCGGGAUGACGAUGUUCUACAACUUAUCAAGUACUUGGAGGAGUCUCGUCUGUCUGCUGACCUGCGUAGAAGCUGCCGUCACAGCGGCCGCUGCAGUCGCAACUCUACCCACUGCCGCAGCUCUGCAGUCACUACACCAGCUGCCGCCACGGUUGCCGCUACUGCCGCUACACCACAUGACAUCAUGACUACGACUCCUACGCCUACCGCCGGGCCCCUCACGACCAAACCUGUGGCUCAGAGUCUGCCCAUCCUGCAAGCCGACGCCUCCUACCAGACGUUCAGGCAAUGGCGUCGCCGGUGGAAAGAUUUUUCAGUCAUGAUCGACCUGCAGCGACUCCCCAGGGAAAAGCAAUUGAUCCAGCUACAGAUGUCCGUUUCCCUGGAGGUCCAAAGGACUCUAGAACACACUCUCGGGAUCGCACCUAACACUCAGUUAGCGGUGGAAAAGGUCCUCGACGUGUUGCAGUCCCACUUCAAGAGUCAACGAAACGAGGCUCUACGCCGCCGUGAACUCCUGUGUUGCAAGCAGGCGGCCGGCGAGUCUUUUUCUGACUUCUAUGUCCGUCUGAAGAAACUAGCUGAAGAUGUCGACCUUUGCUCAGGCGAUCCAGUGACUUGCGCUGAGACCCAACUGAAGAUGGUUUUGCUCAUGGGCAUCAGAGAGAAGGAGCUAGUGCAACGCCUCAUCUCUAUGGACACAGGGGCACCUCUCCGGGACGUGGUUACCUGCUGCCGCUCCUAUGAAGCUGCCCGGAACACAGCAUCCGCCAUCCAGUCGUCGCCAAUGUUGCUCCCGCCGGCACGCGCCUGGUCCGACGGCACUUUCAACAACUGCGGCCGCAAGGGCCAUUGGGCAAAGACUGCUAUGUGCCCUGCCAGGGAAGUCCAGUACCGAGUAUGCAAGAAGACUGGACAUAACGACAAGUGCUGCCGAGCGAAGAAGACGGAUCACGGCCAGGACAGAUCACACCCUCCCGCACAGAAGUCGAGCUCCUGCCGCCGUGUGACUCGCGGUCCAGCGUCUAACGCCAUAACUCCCAAGCCCGUGUGUAUUUACCUGACGCACGGAGGAUCUACCUCACACCUCCAGAUGCUGCCAGACACCGGUGCGGACGUCACCGUUAUCGGCCAGCAACACCUAAGCAUGCUACAGAUCCCCAGGAGCGACCUACAACCUCUCCCUUCCGUGCUCACGUCGAUGGCGGACGGUUCAGAGAUGGCACCUGCCCUGGGAUGCUUCCAAGCUACUUUACGUCUCGGGCAGAGGUCUUGUGUCGCCCAGAUUCAAGUACACGAAAGCGUCCAGACCCCACUCCUCUCUUAUGGCCACCGCAUGGAACUGGCCAUCAUCUCACCGGAGUUCCCGAAGCCAAUUCUCAAGGUCAAGCAUGUUAACCGGUGUAGCGAACUGCCCCUCCCUGCCACCACGUCCCCAUCGGCUGCGAAGGAUUACUUUCAUCGUGAGUUGCAGGACGUGCUGCUCUCCAAGGAGAAUCUGAAGCCCAUGGUCGCCCAGCCCAUGAAGAUCCACCUGAAGGAGGGCGCUGUACCGUUAGCCAUUUACACACAACGACAGAUCCCCUUUGCAUUCCAGCAGCAAGUCAAGGACGAACUGGAAUCCAUGGCGCGUCAGGGGAUAAUUGAGCCUGGCGGCGACGAGCCGUCUGCCUGGUGCCACCCAUUGGUCGUCGUUGCCAAGGACAAGGGAGUUCGCAUCACGGUGGACCUCACGAAGCUUAACAGUCAAGUUUCCCGCUCGGCUCACCCAGCACCUACGCCUUUCGCCGCCGUCCGCAGGGUCAACCCGUCAGCUCGUUACUUCACAACAGCGGACGCCCUGUGCGGAUACUGGCAGAUGGAGCUUGACGAGAAGGAUCGGCACCUCACGACGUUCAUUACCCCGUUUGGCCGAUUUAGGCACUGCAGAGGACCCAUGAGCUUCGCGGCUACCGGCGACGCCUACUGCCUCCGCGGUGACAUGGCACUCCAGGGGAUGGAGAAUUGCGUCAAGGUUGUCAACGACAUCCUUCUCUUCGAUGACGACCUCCCCAAACACGUGCAAAGGAUUCGUCAGAGGCUGAUCAGAUGCCGCGAGCACGGAAUCACCCUCAACAAGGACAAGUUCGCAGUCGCCGAGCCUAGGGUCCGAUUUUGUGGCUACGAUCUCUCCGCUACGGGCAUCUCUGCAGGCGAAGACCGAGUCAGUGACAUCCGGAACUACCCUACACCCGCGAACCUAACUGACUUCCGUUCUUUCAUGGGCCUGGCCAACCUGUUGUCAGAGUUCACCCCGAACAUAGCAACCGCAGCCCAGCCUCUUCGUCCCCUUAUGAGCACGAAACGGACGUUUACUUGGACCGCUGACCAUGAUGAAGCCUUCAACCGCGUCAAGACAGCGGUUCUCCAGCCGCCGGUCCUGGCCCACUUCAACCCGGCGCUACCAGUCAUCCUCCAGACGGAUGCCUCCCGCCUUCACGGGAUCGGGUACGCCCUCCUCCAAGACCACGGCCAGGGACGAACACGUCUAUUCCAGUGUGGCUCACGCUUCCUCGCCGAUGCCGAGACACGCUACGCCACCAUUGAACUAGAGCUACUCACCGUCGUCUGA
This is a messenger RNA of Eriocheir sinensis (Chinese mitten crab), 2907 nucleotides long. RefSeq lists its product as uncharacterized. NCBI's taxonomy places the organism in Eukaryota, Metazoa, Arthropoda, Malacostraca, Decapoda, Varunidae. Gene Ontology annotation, molecular function: aspartic-type endopeptidase activity. The transcript has 4 exons. Bases 1 to 2907 code for a protein of 968 amino acids. The record is from RefSeq and is a predicted model, not a curated record. Gene Ontology annotation, biological process: proteolysis.